Messenger RNA from Endocarpon pusillum Z07020, 1848 nucleotides. RefSeq lists its product as uncharacterized. The record is from RefSeq and is a predicted model, not a curated record. Bases 1 to 1848 code for a protein of 615 amino acids. NCBI's taxonomy places the organism in Eukaryota, Fungi, Ascomycota, Eurotiomycetes, Verrucariales, Verrucariaceae. The transcript has a single exon.
AUGGCACCAUAUUCCUAUCUGCCAUUGAUCGAAGACAACAGCGAAAUCAGACUGUUGACUUUGUACCCGGGUAGUUUUGAGUCAAACAUCCAAUGUUCUCUCCACGCCGUCAGACUUACCGAGAACGAAGUACCCAAGUAUGAAGCACUGUCUUAUGUAUGGGGAGACACAUCGAACCCAGUUUCUCUAUAUAUUCUACCUUCAAGCGAUGGCGCCAUCGACAUCACAAAGAAUCUUGCCGAACUCUUACCUUACUUGAGAUAUUGCGAUAGGCCUCGUGUGUUUUGGAUCGACGCAAUUUGUGUCAACCAAGCAGAUCUAGAUGAACGAAGUCGCCAGGUUCAGCACAUGGCUCACGUCUACAGAAAUGCCGAACGCGUGGUCGUCUGGCUUGGGCUCGAAACACCUGAGACCAAAUUGGCACUCAGUACCUGGAGAGACCUCUCACUCAAGAUAGACGUUGACAGAAGCGGACACGGAGCAAUGAGAUCUCGGUCGGAUGAUCCGUCAGACUCUCAUUGGGGGGAUCAACAUUGUUUUCUUCCUUUCGAUCAGAAGAUAUGGCACGCAAUGGCUCAUCUUCUCAAACGUCCAUGGUUUGAACGCUUAUGGGUAUGGCAAGAGAUAAGGCUGGCCAACCCCCAUGCAGUGAUCGCAUGUGGCUUCGACAUGUUACUAUGGAAACAGUUCAGCGAUGCGUUAUACUGCAUCCGGUACAAGAGACAGGAAACAGGGUUUCCUGAACUCCACAAUCUCAUAGACAGGGCUUACGAGAUUGUUGACUAUUACGGCUAUAGCUCUUUGAAAACUAUGAUGUUUCAGACUCGGCACAGUAAGUGUACUGAUCCGAGAGACAGGGUCUACAGCAUGUUAGGUAUGCUUCACAAGCCGGAUGCUGAUCUGGAUAUCGUGCCUGAUUACACUAAAUCGACACGAAAAGUAUUUACUGACCUGGUGACGCAAUACGUUAAAAAGCAAAAGCGCCUGAACAUCCUCUUGCUUUGCAAACUGGACGACGCUGCGGCAUAUCUCCCAUCGUGGGUACCAAAUUUUGCGGCUCUAAGCAGGGCUCGACCCAUCAUCAACGUGAGAGCCACUGGAGAUUCAGUUUGUAGCGUCGAAUAUUACGAUGAAGAUAUUUUGAAGGUCUCGGGAUUGACGGUAAGCACAGUUCAUGAGGUAUCUGACUUAUCUCCCCCUGAAAAUUCCAAAUUUCCCUACCACAAUAUUGUUAAAGCCGCAAGGCGCUUCGCAAGCACUCGGAAUAUGGAGAAUUUGUAUUUCGAUGGUACCACAGUACUUGAGGCAUACUGUCGGACCAUCUGUUGCAACCGAUUGUCAGAUCGGCACAUGCCAUCAAAUGAAACGCUCCCCAAUAUCCAAGCGGCUCAAGCAGUUCUCAAAGACAUUCUCAAAUCUGAGACUGGCAAAUUGGCGGAUAUUUCACCUGCCGCGAAAAUAUACCUCGACUACGCCUCGGACACUUGCAGAAGUUAUUCAUUCUUCGAUACUGUUCGAGGACACAUAGGUGUGUGUCCCAUAUCUGCUAUGCCAGGCGAUCAGCUUUCUGUGUUUCUCGGCUGCGACUCCCCUUUGCUCAUCCGACCGGCAAAGGAUGGACAGUUCAAAGUCGUCGGAGAAUGCUAUGUCCAAGGCCUCAUGUGCAACGAGGCCUUGCUAGGACCUCUUCCGGGGCAUUUCAGACGUGUCACACGAUUGGAUAAAGCUUCAAAUUCCUACUGCGGAUGUUAUGUCGACCCCGUCACAGGAGAAAUGAACAUCGAGGAUCCAAGACUUGGAUCUCUGCCACAGGGUUGGAAGCGAAAACUCACGAUAGGGCUCAUAUAA